AUGCGCAACAUCCACCAUGGCGUCCAACGAAUUCCUUUACAAACUGGGAGGUUGGAGGCUCCCGGCGUCGGAUGCGAUGUUCCUGCGCACAGCUAUAUCUUUCCAUUCGAGCCUAAUCCAAACUGGUCCAAAUGCGAUGCCGAUGGUGCCGAGAUUGAUAAAUGCAUUGUCGAUACGGUAGACAAGUAUGGAUUGAAAGAACCGAUCGUAUUUGAUACCAAGCUCGUCAAGUCUAUUUGGAAUCAGGAGCGAUGCAAAUGGGCGCUCGAGCUGAAACAGAAUGACAAGAUCAUACACGAUGAAGCAGACUUUCUUACCAAUGGCUCUGGUAUUCUCAAUCAAUGGAAGAUGCCGGGCAUCGCCGGGUUGAACCAAUUUACUGGAAAGCUUGUUCACACAGCUGCUUGGGACAAGGCGUACGACUGGACCAAUGAGAAGAUAGCAGUCCUUGGCAAUGGCUCAUCUGAGCAUAAUAAAUUGCUAUUUGAUGUUGAUGCAAUUUCGGGGCUUAUGCGCCAGCAUCUCAGUGAGAACCCUGACCUUACUGACAAACUUAUCCCGAAGUUUGAAAUUGGAUGUCGCAGACUGAACGCCGGUGGUGGAUAUCUCGAGGCACUACAGCAGCCAAAUGCCGAAUGGUGCUUUGAAGGCAUUGAUAAGAUUACCAAGGCCGACAUUCGCACGGCAGCGGGUGAAGAAGAGUUUGACUGGAUUUGGAAGGAGACACCCGAGGCAUACUUCUCUAUCUGCGCCGGCGGCGGAAUAGCAAACUACUUCAUGUUCAAUGGGCCCAACUGUCCCAUUGGCCAUGGCAGCGUGCCGCAGAUGAUCAGCUGGACUGCCAAUUACAUGCUGAAAUGGACGAAGAAGAUAGCACGGGAGGAUAUCAAGUCCGUAGUAGUAAACGAUUCCGCUGUUCGAAACUACAACCGUCAGGCUAUUGAGAAUAUUCGGGGUGAAGAAUUUGAUAUCCGGUACAACAACAGCUCGGAUCCGGCUUCAUAUCUUGGAAAUGGAGAACUAGCGUGGGAAAGAGGAGAUGGUGCGGACUUGGCAUUCUAUUUGAAAUAG
Penicillium expansum is the source of this 1071-nucleotide messenger RNA. RefSeq lists its product as uncharacterized. The record is from RefSeq and is a predicted model, not a curated record. The coding region runs from base 1 to 1071 and encodes 356 amino acids. The transcript has 6 exons. NCBI's taxonomy places the organism in Eukaryota, Fungi, Ascomycota, Eurotiomycetes, Eurotiales, Aspergillaceae.